GUUUUGCAGAUCGGUAGGUGCCAAGCAGCAGCAAACGUCUUUUCAAUCACUGGCGACUCCUCAUUGGUUCAUAAAAGGCCAGACAUUCUCCACAUUUUGGGUGCCCUUCUCUUGCUGUAAUCAUGGCGUCUCCUGCGCUCUCUCGCUCAUAUGGGCGCCGCACAAGUGGAAGCAUGCUGUCGGCAGCAGAAGCGCAGCACACUUCAAGCCCACUUGAAGUUUCCAUUGCGGGGCCGGCUGCUGCCCAAUGGUACCGCACCGUACAUUUACUGCUUCGCAGGAACUUGGGUGGCGCUCCUUUUCUUCCAAAGAAUCACCAGAAGAUCUCGCACCAUUCGGAGUGUCUGGUUCGGGCUGGCGCUUAUGAUAGUCCAGAAUGCAGCCAGCCGCAAACCAGGCGUUGGGAGAGACCCGUGAACGUGGAAACCUGCGGAGCAGUUAACGUAGACAAUGGCAAAAGCUCGCUCCUAACCAGAGGGGCUCAAGGUGUCGCUACUGUCCUUUGCACAGCCGCACUGCUUAUGGGCAGUCCGGGCAUAGCUUACGGUGCGGAGAGGGGCGCUUUUGUAAGACCCGAGAGGAACGGGCCAAUCAUUGAUGGGGCAAGCAUCAUUCCAGACGGAAGGGAAGGGGAGCUUGCGAAUGGACUGGCGGAGUUUGCAGACCAGACAGGAUGGAAGAUCCGCAUUGUAACCCGCAACGGUCCCGGCUCCUUCCCCUCGGGCAACGAGGUCCGGUCAGUCUGGAACCUCGACUCCCGCACCAUCGUCGUCAUCGAUGACGUCAGCGCUCCGAACGUGCUCAACUUCAACACGGGCGACGGCGUGAGGGAAAAACUGCCCCGGCAAUUCUUUACGGAACUUCAGUCGCGGUUCGGGAACCAAUUCUACAUUGCAGAAGAGGGGAAUGCAAAGGCGUUGAUGGAGACGGUCGGCGCGUUGAGGGACUGCCUCGGACGAGACAAGGGAUGCAGGUUUGUACCGGGUUUGGUUGACGAUCUUUACUUCCUAACCCUCGCCUGUUCAGUGGCCGCGGGGGCCGUCUUCGGAUUCUCAGCCCGCGUGCCCCUCUCGGGAAGGGUCAACAAUCAGCUGACAUGGAUCCUGACGUUCGCUCCGCUCUGGGCGUUCCUGCUCGUGUCGUUUGGGAUCCUUCCGGUGACGUCACGGACCACAGAGCUCGAACCGCUGUUGAAGAACGGGGCCGCGUUUCUCGCCGCCGGCGCAGCUGUAUACCUCACGCCGAUCCUCGGAGAGCCGGAGCUGCCCUUCUCGCGGACUGGGCCCCGGGUUGAGCCGGAUGACGACGAGGAGUGACGGGAACGAACGUGGGUGUGACACGUGGCGGCAAGCAGCCGUCUCUGCCGUCUGCUCCCUGCUAGAGGAGGGCAAAUAAUUAUGCAAGGUUAUGAUUAUGAAAGCUGACGGUAGAUGAGUUGGGGUCGCAGCAAGGUGAAGGGCUGUCAUGUUAAAGUAUUUUGUGGCAUGCGCGUCUCUAUAUGUGCGUUUCUUCUGAAGGAUUCGAAGCCGUGCACCACUACUUGAGGGACAUGCGACGUGUUGGCCUUCAGCACAGCUCGAGUUUGUGUUUGUACUUCAAUCACGGAGGAGACAACGGUAGGCAGGCCGGUUGCCUGGCAGCAGAUGGUCUUCAUAGUAAAGUGCCCGGCUAUGUUGCCUAUGCUAUGAUUGCCGCCGCUUGAGUACUGGGAAUCAAAUUUACUAUUUCAUAUCAUCAAAGUCUG
Molecule: messenger RNA, 1744 nt
Organism: Klebsormidium nitens
Lineage: Eukaryota; Viridiplantae; Streptophyta; Klebsormidiophyceae; Klebsormidiales; Klebsormidiaceae
Source: the annotation of a GenBank genome assembly